GUGGCAAAAUGAGGUGACUGUCCCUGUAAAGGAUAAUUGUGUUAGUCACAAUUGAAAUGUUUUUAAUCAUUAUUUGUUUAUGUCGAUAAGUGAGACUGUGUGCUAUGGGACGAAGAUGCUCCGAUGGUGUCGAUUUUUCUAGAAAAUUCAACAAGGACUUUGAAUUAUCCAUGUGAAACUCGGUGACGUAUUGAGGGGAAACUUGUUUUUAGUUAAGUCGUGGGCUGGGUCGUCACUCGAAGGAUUAGUACAUAUUUAUAUAAUUGUAUACAUAUCCUUGGCGUUUAUGUGCAUGAGAGGAUUGCUUAAUGCGAACAUUUGCAAACAAACCCCGAGCAGAACUCUUGUUAGUCUAAGAAAUGUGAAGGGAAACUGAUUUGUUCUGAAACUAAUGUCUUACCCAUCACUAAUUGGAAAGCUGUGUUUAAUUAUGGGUGGGUUUUGUUAGACUGUUAUGUCUGCAGGUGGCAAAAAAUGUGUUACAAAGGCAUCCAUCAUGCUUCUAUGGACUGACAGUAGCAACGGGAGACAAACUGACGUCAUUUCCGGUAUCAGAAUAGGAAGGCGGAAGCAGUGUUUUUUGGGGGUUUUUUUUAGAAGUGUGAAAGAGCAAGUUCACUAGUUCAGUAACAUCACUGCUCGUUUUUUAUCCAAGGAUUUUGAGUAAUCAGUCAUUUGUGACAUAUGCCUUUUUAAAAAUGCCACCACCACCUAAAAGGACAAAUGUGACGAGGACCAUAGAGCUGAAAAAAGAGCUUAUAGCCAAGUUUGAAAGUGGCGCACGAGUCUCUGACCUGGCUGCUCAGUACAAAAUGGCUAAGUCAACAAUAUCGACUAUAUUAAAAAGGAAAGAAGCCAUUAAAGCUGCUGAUGUGGCAAAAGGAGUAAAAAUACUUACCAGUAAGAGACAUGUAAAAAUGGAGGAAGUAGAAAAGAUAUUGCUGGAAUGGGUGACUGAAAGACAGUCGAAGGGUGAAAAGGUGUCAGAGCCCAUUAUAUGUGAGAAGGCAAGGCAGCUGUAUAGUGACCUCAUCAGAGACAGCCCUGGAGACAGCGCUGAUGACUUCAAGGCUAGUAGAGGCUGGUUUGAAAAGUUUAAAAAGAGAAGUGGAAUCCGCUAUGUGGUUAGGAAGAGGGAAACUGUCCGUGCUGAUAAACAGGGAGCAAAAAAGUUUGUGGAGGAAUUUCAAAGAUUUGCAGAGAGCGAAGGCUUUCUUCCCCAGCAAGUGUUUAAUUGUGACGAGACAGGCCUUUUUUGGAAGAAGAUGCCCAAGAAGACGUACAUCACAAGGGAAGAGAAGAGCCUACCAGGACACAAGCCUAUGAAGGAUAGGCUAACUCUCCUGCUCUGUGCUAAUGCUAGCGGGGACUGCAAAGUGAAACCACUGCUUGUGUACCAUUCAGAGACCCCGAGAGCGUUUAAAAAAAACAACGUGCAAAAAGACAAGCUGACUGUUAUGUGGAGGUCCAAUCCCAAAGCCCUAGUGACCAGGCAGUUUUUCACAGAGUGGUUCCAGGAAGUGUUUGCUCCCAGCGUUGAGGAAUAUUUGACGGAGAAGAACCUCCCACUAAAGGUCCUACUGGUCCUGGACGCGGCUCUGACACAGCCUACGGGAUUGGGAAGAGAUUGGAGCAGCGAGCAUGACUCCAUCACGGUGAAGUUUUUACCCCCCAACACCACUCCUCUCCUCCAGCCCAUGGACCAGCAGGUCAUCUCCAACUUCAAGAAACUCUACACAAAGGCACUCUUCCAAAGGUGCUUUGAGGUGACCAUGGAGACAAACCUCACCCUGCGGGAAUUCUGGAAGGACCACCUAAAUAUCCUCCACUGCUUGAGUAUCAUAGAGACAGCCUGGGAACAGGUUUGCAAGAGGAUGCUGCAAUGUGCCUGGAGGAAACUGUGGCCAGCCUCUGUGGUGCCCAGGUUCUUUGAAGGCUUUGAGCUCGAUCCUGUUUUGGAAAAUAAUGUGGUGGAUGAGAUUGUGUCCCUGGGAAAGUUCAUGGGCCUGGAGGUGGACAGUGACGAUGUUGAGGAGCUGGUGGAAGAGCACACUCUGGUGCUGAGCACUGAUGAAGUGCAGGGUGUCCAUGGGGAGCAGCAGCAAGAAGCUCCUGAGGAAGUAUCUUCUGAGGAAGAGGACACCAGCUGCAUUGACAACAUUCCUACUGCAGAAAUCAAGGAACUGUUGGGCUACUGGGCCAAGACGCAGAGUCUUGUUGCAAAGUGGCACCCCAGUAUUGGCGUUGUGAAGAGGAACAUCAACCUGUUUGAUGGAAAUGUGGUGGAACACUUUAGAAAGAUUCUAAAGAGCCGUAAAAGACAAGCUGCAUUGGACAAUAUAUUGUCCAAAGAAGAACCAAGUUGUGGGAGCAGCAGUGCUACUGAGCUCCAAGCCUCAAUUAGUGGUGUUAAAAGAGGAAGAAAGGACUGUGCUCUGGAGCGGGACUUGGAUGAAGACUUUAUGGAAUGAGACUCAGUGACAUCCCUUUUCUCCAUGUCCCCUUACACCUCAUUGCUUCACUUCUUUUGCACUUUCAUGACCACCAAAAAUGUUCAAAUAUUACCUUGUAUGUACUUUUAAUGUUAAUUGUGUCAAAAGUUUGUUCUCCAAAACCUGUUUGUUUGCAGUCUGCUGAAAAGGAUUGUAAUUCAAAACAAUUGUACGUUUUGAACAGUGUUUGGUCCACUGUUUAGAAUUGUUUCUAUCAAGUACCAGGACCCUCAAAGUGUCUCCAUAGUCAAUAGAAAACCAGAUGGUGCUCAAUGAUGUCAUGGACAUGUUAUUUCACGGCCCAGAGGCCAGCAGAGAGUCAUCACAGUCUCAGGACCAAGUAACUGACACAUGGACUCAGAAGCAGAGUUAGAACUUCUACAGAGAUGUAGUGGGACACUUAGGUCAAGAUAAUAUGUGGACACCAGGCAGGGACAGGAACCAGGUCUGGGUUAUGCCUGGAGCACAGAGACCAGACCAGACUUGGGACACCAGGACAAAUGAAGAUAUAGUCUGGAGCAGAGAUGGAAGAAAAAUGUUCAGUCCUGAUUUAAACGUGAAGACAUUCCAGGUAGUGGUGGUGACAAGUCCUGCAAGCUUCAUGCAUCCUCCACACUCAUGUGUGUUUAUUUAGUUACACUACAUUAGCAUUUGACACAAAGUAAUUGCUGUUCCAUGGUGAAUUUUGAGCCCAAUGUUGUGUGUUUCUCCUUUUUUUGUUAUCAUGGCCGGUUUUCAACACACAAAAAGGUCUUGCAGAGCAGGACACCAUGGACAUCCCUUACAGCAUUAGCAUCCCCAGAUGGACAAUAAUGUUUAAAUAACUCCCUGUACACUUAAUAAAUUACAUAAAAU
This is a messenger RNA of Entelurus aequoreus (snake pipefish), 3347 nucleotides long. RefSeq names its product tigger transposable element-derived protein 1-like. The transcript is spliced from 2 exons. The record is from RefSeq and is a predicted model, not a curated record. The coding region runs from base 699 to 2471 and encodes 590 amino acids. Gene Ontology annotation, molecular function: DNA binding. Gene Ontology annotation, cellular component: nucleus. NCBI's taxonomy places the organism in Eukaryota, Metazoa, Chordata, Actinopteri, Syngnathiformes, Syngnathidae.